AUGUGGAGACAAAGCCUCACAAGAGUUAGAGGACAAGUGAUUAUGUUCCAGCGAUGGAGGCCUGAUUUUGAUGUUCAUGUAAAGAACGUCACAACUAAGCUGGUUUGGAUCAAGUUUCCUAACCUGCCACUUGAAUAUUGGCACCAGAAGAUUCUGUUGACCAUGGCAAAGGCGGCAUGGAGAACUAUGGCAUUGGACAGGUGUUCCCGAUCUGCUGCAAUGGGUACCUUCUCGAGGGUGCAGGUGGAGGUUAAGGAAGCAGAAGUAAGGGAGGAGGGGCAGCAUGAAGGGACCAUUCCAGGGGCAAUCUUUGUUGAUGAAGAAGGUGGUGAUCGGAAUGGUGGCCAUCGGGAAGGGGGGAAUCCGGUGUGUGGGGCAUCCAAAUCGGGUAGGAUUUCUUCCCAUUUGAGGGAAGAAUCUCCUUCCUUAUCCGUUUUGCCAUAUUUAAGGAAAUCUAAUAACAAUAUUGAUUUUGAAAAUUUGAAUGGCAAGAUUCAAAUUGUUCUCCCAUCGGGUGAGGAAAGGGAUAUGGAAAGAAAAAUUCCAUGUGGAGGUGAUGUGGACCAAAUCAUUGAGGGGGAGAAUGACUUGAAGGAAUAUGGGUCGAAUUCUGAAGGUGGUUCGGAGGAUGGGUUGGAUGGUGGAUCGGUUGAUGGGCCUAAGGCCUUUGUGGAGCAAUGA
Macadamia integrifolia is the source of this 681-nucleotide messenger RNA. RefSeq lists its product as uncharacterized. NCBI's taxonomy places the organism in Eukaryota, Viridiplantae, Streptophyta, Magnoliopsida, Proteales, Proteaceae. The transcript has 2 exons. Bases 1 to 681 code for a protein of 226 amino acids. The record is from RefSeq and is a predicted model, not a curated record.